AUGCCUACAUGCAUAGGUGUCGUCGAUAUCUCGGCCUUCAUUCUACUCAUUUGCAUCAUAGCGCGUUUGAAUUCAAGUCGAGCGCGAGGAUACCUACCGCCAGGUCCACCCGGGUGGCCUCUGAUCGGGAAUGCGCUCGACGUGCCAAAGACGGGUGCGUGGAAGACCUUCGCGAAAUGGAGUGAUGAAUGGGGAGACAUCAUGACGCUUAAUUUGCUCGGACAGACUGUACUAGUUCUGAACUCCUCGAACGUUGCCUUUGAGCUCCUCGACAAGAAAAGUGCAAUUUACUCGGACAGACCGAGACAACCAGUGAUCACCGAGAUAAUGGGGUGGGAACGCACCAUCGGCCUGCGUCGUUAUAGUCCGACAUUGAAAGCACUUCGCAAGCUUGUCGCUCAGAAGAUCGGCACCCGUACCGCUCUGCAGGAUUUGUCAAUCCACCUUGAACGCGAAGCUCUCAGCUUCCUAUGGCGUAUUAUGUCUGAUCCCAAGACAUUGGCAAAACAAGUAGAUCGAUACACCACUGCUUCAAUUCUGCGCAUCACAUAUGGUUAUGGCAUCAAAGAAGACAACGAUGAGCUAGUCAAUGUCGUCAAGCGUGCCAUGGAUACUUUUUCCAUUGCCGCUGCACCGGGAGCUUACUUGGCGGAUAUCUUUCCAAUAAUGACAAGAAUCCCCGCUUGGUUCCCUGGUGCAGGAUGGAAGAGACAAGCACAAACGUGGAGCACAUACUUCACAAUGAUGCGUGAACUGCCGCUCAAGUACUCCAAGGAACAGUUGCAAGCCGGCACAUUGGAACCUUGCUUCGUGUCCGAAUAUCUAGACGGCAAUGACAAUCUAGAGCGCGAAAACUUGAUCGCUGACGCCGCUACCUCGCUAUAUGCCGCCGGUGCUGAUACGUCAGUGGGUGCAAUACUCGCCUUUUUCUUGGCUAUGAUGUGCUAUCCCGAGAAACAAAAGAAAGCUCAGGACGAGAUCGACAGCAUCAUCGGAAACGAUAAGCUUCCCAGUGUGGCUGAUCUAGACCGACUACCUUACGUGAAAGCACUAUGUUGGGAGGUGUUGCGAUGGCAUGCCAUUGCUCCUUUAGACUCACAGAAGAUGAUGUAUGUGCGGGCUAUUUUGUCCCCAAGGGUUACGAUCGUUUUUGCCAACAUUUGGGCUAUACUCCGCGAUCGUCGUCUAUACUCAAAUCCUGAAGAAUUUAAUCCAGACAGAUUUGUACCUUCUGAUGGUUACGAGCCGGAAUAUGACCCUCGUCAGAUAUGUUUCGGGUUUGGUAGACGUAAAUGUCCGGGCAUGCAGUUGGCUCAGAUGUCACUGUCCCUGGUUGUGGCCACGACCCUAUCUGUCUUCAACAUUUCGAAGCCAAGCGUCAAUGGCAAGGUUGUAGAGCCCUUGGUGCAGUUCACUGCGAACCCGAUCAGCCAUCCGCUCCCUUUCGAAUGCGAUAUCCUGCCGCGAUCAGACAAGGCUAUGGCUCUGCUGUCUUCAGCGUUCGGUAGUCCUGUCUAA
Molecule: messenger RNA, 1518 nt
Organism: Fomitopsis serialis
Lineage: Eukaryota; Fungi; Basidiomycota; Agaricomycetes; Polyporales; Fomitopsidaceae
Product: cytochrome P450
Exons: 12
Coding region: 1-1518 (505 amino acids)
Molecular function (GO): heme binding; monooxygenase activity; iron ion binding
Source: RefSeq, a predicted model, not a curated record